ACGCGCCUUUGUGUGUGUGUGUGUGUGUGUGCGGUGUAUGGUCACCGUUAGCAGCAACACGUAACACAGGCUUCCUCCCAAACACCCUCAUACUAACCUACUAAACAGUGUGCCAAAAAUAUACGCCCCCUUUUGGUUACCAUAGUUACCACACACACACACACUCACAUACACACACACACACACACACAGACACACACAAACACACACACAUACACACACACACACAUACACAGAGACACACACACACACACACACACACACACACACACACACACGGGAUACUAGGGCGCACUGUUUAGUAGGGUAGUGUGUGGUUUGGGACGUGGCCAUCGGCAUCAUGCGCGUGCAGGGCGCAGCCGCGGGUCCGCUUAUUUAAUCAGUCGCGCGCGCACGGGCUGAACGAAUCUGUUCGGUUGUCGCGCGAUCCGGGGAGCAGCAUAACAGCAUCAACACUCCGGUGUUCGUUUGCCAGUCUGGCGCUCCAGGAAUCGUCCCCUCGUAUACAUGCUGUUGACAUGGGCUCCCCUGAGCACCCAGGAUCAGAGUUGUUGUCCCCGGUGGGCAGGUCUGAGGUCAGUAUGCCGGAGUGGGAGCGUGACUCAGAUGAAUGGGAAAGGCAGUUACAGAGGGAACUCCUGCUGAUCCAGAGGCAGCAGCAGAUCCAGAAACAGCUGCUCAUAACCGAGUUUCAGAAACAGCAUCAGGCAUUACUGCGACAGCACCAGGCCCAGCUACAGGAGCACAUCAAGCUCCAGCAGGCUCUGUUGAGCCUCCGGCAGCAGCAGGAGGCUCUCGCUGAGGAGCGCACGCCUGAGAUAGAGAUAGAUGAGGAGAGAGAGGAGGUGCAGGGGGAGGAGCUGGAGCGCCACAGGAGGGAGCAACCUCAACACCAGCACCUCAACCACAGGAAGAAGGAGCGCAGCAAAGAGAGCCUGGAUCUUUUUCCUUCAGGUGCUAUGGCCAGCACAGAGGUGCGACAAAAACUGCACAACUUCCUGCUGAAUAAAUCAGCCAAAGACACGCCUCCGCCUGGUCACCCGCUCAACCAGCGCGCUAAACUCUGGUACAUCACCAGCCAGCACAUGUCCAUGGAGCAGAAUUCUCCUCCUUUAGGAGAGACGCCUCCUAUGUUCAAAUCCCCUCUGCCCUCUGGCCUGGACACCAGGGAGGAGGACUUCCCCCUCAGGAAGACGGCAUCUGAGCCUAACCUGAAGGUGCGCUCUCGGCUGAAGCAGAAGGUUUCUGAGAGGCGGAGUGGCCCUAUCCAGCGCCGCAGAGACGGCAGCGUGCUCGUCACGCCACCUAAGAAACGCCCGCUGGAUCUCAGUGACUCCUCAGCCAAUGACAGCUCACCCAGCUCUGGGCCCAGCUCUCCCAUUGGCUUAUGCCACAGUGAGAACGGCACAAACUACCAGGCCAGCUCAGCCCAAAUCGAGAAGUAUUUGCCACAGGGGGGAAUUCUGAAGGCAGACGGCUCUCUCGCUCUGUUGAACCUCUACACGUCACCUUCCCUUCCUAAUCUCACCUUAGGCCUCCACUCCGGGCCUUCGCCAAUCAGUGAGCAGGCAGGUGAGGCGAGCUCAGUGUCAGCCACCUCACGGGAGCCGAAGGUGAACACCAGCCAUCAGGCUCUGCUGCAACACCUGUUACUGAAAGAGCAGACCAGGCAGCAGAAGAUACUCUCAUCUGGCAGUGUCUCGGUUCUCCCUCAGUCUCCUCUGGUGAUGAAGGAGCGUUCAGGAGGAGGCUCUCGUCCCAGGCUGCCUCGGCACCGGCCUCUGAACCGGACCCAGUCGGCGCCGCUUCCCCAGAGCACGCUGGCUCAACUCGUCCUCCAGCAGCAGCACCAAAACUUUGUGGAGAAACAGAAGCAAUACCACCAGCAGGUCCACAUCAACCAGAUGCUGUCGCAGUCCAUCGAGCAGCUGAGGAACCCCACCGCUCACCUGGAGGAGGACGAGGAGGCAAGAAGCCCGGAGCUCACGCUGCCCCCUGCUGGAGUCAUCCGGAGCCACAGCAGCAGCAGCAGCAUUCAGUUAGAGAGCAGUGGCCAGAGCGAGACCCCCAGCGCCCCGGCCAGCGUGAUCAGGGUGAAAGAAGAGCCGCUGGAUACCGAGAGCAGAAUGGAGGAAGAAGGAAGGGACAGAAGUGUAGCAGGAAGAAGGGAUGAGAGAAAAGAAAGAGGAGAGGAGCCGAUGAAGGAGGUCAAGUCUGAACAGAAUGUAGAGAGUAUGACCGAGACGGACGUCUGAGAAAGAGAUGACGAAAAGAAAAAAGAAUGACAGGGAGUCAGAGAGAAGGAUAGAAAGAGAGAAGGAAUGCAAUAAAAAGUUUCAGAGAAAGGAAGAAUGAAGAAAAAGAGAAGAGU
Ictalurus furcatus (blue catfish) is the source of this 2371-nucleotide messenger RNA. Its product is annotated as histone deacetylase 9-B. The record is from RefSeq and is a predicted model, not a curated record. The transcript is spliced from 12 exons. Gene Ontology annotation, cellular component: histone deacetylase complex. Gene Ontology annotation, biological process: chromatin organization. NCBI's taxonomy places the organism in Eukaryota, Metazoa, Chordata, Actinopteri, Siluriformes, Ictaluridae. Gene Ontology annotation, molecular function: histone deacetylase activity. Bases 519 to 2255 code for a protein of 578 amino acids.